UACGUACAGGAGUCGAAUAGAUAGUGAAAGUCCCCCGGAGCGGACAGGAGUGCAGUGAGAGGAAGCGGGGGUUGGCAGGAACGGGGGGGCUCCAGUAAGGUAUAUGAGGGCCUCAGUUCGAGCAAUCGUCGGUACUCUAGCCUCGCUGCCUACUUACAUUCACACACACUAACACAACCAUCGACACCGCCGGGAAACACGAUGCACACCCUCGCGACGGUAGCAACGGUGCUUGCCGCGCUGCUGGCAGUGUCGGCAGUGUCGGCACAGCAGUACCGACAACCCGGCGGCAAUUACGUUGACGAUUAUGCCCAGUAUGACUCCCAACGACCUAGCCAGCCAACCCCGCGUAGCUACGCGGCUAACGACGUACCGGAUCGUCAAGCGGCCGCGCCGGCAAAUCCAAAGCCAACGCCAGUUGCGAUUUUGAAGCAGAUCAAUCGCCACAACGAGGACGGCUCGUACACGUACGGUUUCGAGGGCGCGGACGGCUCCUUCAAGAUCGAGACCAAACUGCCGACUGGCGAUGUUAAGGGCAAAUAUGGCUUCGUUGAUGAUACCGGCAAGGUCCGCAUAGUCGAGUACGGCGCGAACCAGUACGGCUUCCAGCCGGCUGGUGAGGGUAUCACCGUUGCCCCGCCGACUCUGUUCGACGAGACCACCAGCAAAGAGGCCCUCGAGGCGCAGGCUUAUGAGGAGUAUCAGCAGCAACAGCAGCAGCAGCAGCAGCAACAGCAGCGGCAGUUGGCGGCAUCUCGUCCAGCUUAUCAACAACAGUCGCACACUCAAGCCGUGUACGCCCCCGCGCAGGUAGCCCCGAGUAGACCCGCGCUACCCAAACCGCCCAUUUUCACCCCGGCCGCUGCCGCACCCCCCCAAGCACCGCGACAGUCCUUGCUGCAGAAUCCAGCCUACGACGAGCCGGCGCCAGCCUCGCAGCUUUACAAUCAGGGACCGGCUCAAUUCAGCCCGCCGCCAAACGGCCAGAACGGCGGCGGCGGCCGUUCCCAGCCGCAGACUCGCAGCGGUGGCGGUAUCCUGGACCAGCUCGCCAGGGACUAUGCUCUGCCUCAGGGAGUGGCGCCGCCGUUACAUGACAUCAGCUUCGGUUAUUACUAGGCCGUCUAGUCCUGCCCUCUUUGCCUACCGAAGAGUAAGGGAGUUUGGGAUCAAUCAUUCAUUGAUGAUUCAAUGGAAUCCUCAAUAAAAUUGUAUAUCACUCAGUUGACAAACACUAACGUUCUCCUACAGGAUAGAUUUGUUUUACACUGUAGAAUUUAAUUUUUGAUGUAAAUAAGCAAUUAAGAGUUGCCACGAACGUUACACGAUUGACCCCAAGCUCAAUUGCUCGUCCCGGUUGCGUGUUGGUCUUGUAUUUUAUUUCGUGAAUGGGACACGUCGACGACUGAGUAACUUGUUAUAAUCGCGACGUGGCCUACUCUCUCCGAAGUGGACGACACUAUGACUGAUGAUCGUCGCGAAUAGACCGUCCAUUGCAAUCAGAAGUCGAGAACUGCUAAUAUUGACGUCUAAAAGUUAAGACUCUAUUUUGUCUACGUGUGACACAAUCUCUUCAUUAAUUAUAUUUAAUUAAUCAUUAAAGAUAUAUAUGUCUAAGAGAUAAAAACGAUAGAUCUCAUGUAUUUUUAUAUUCCAUCAACGGUAAACUCUAAUAAAUUGAUAACAAAAUAGAAUGCAAUUUUGAUAAAAAUAUAUUUGCUGUAUAUAUUGUCCAGAUACAUUUUCAGCUUUAUUAUAUUCUCUUUUUUUCAAGUUUGAAAAUGAAACGAGAUGAGAAAGAUCUUUAAGAUAUCUUAAAAGUGAAAAAUGUUGAUUUUUCGAGCAGAUGGACGGCAAGAUCUGAGGUUCUCGAUUUUUUAUUUCAAUUCUCAUUAUUUAAUUUCACGAAUAUCGAAUUAUAGUAUAAGAGAAUUGACACGUCAUCUUCUUAUCAAUCAUUAAAAUUAUUGUUAUGCAUAUUACUAUUUAUCGAAAAAUUGUCCGGAUUUCAAGCGAUAACAAUUAGAUGAUAAUAGAAACUGUAAGAACGUAUUGUAAAAAGGAUGUAAAUAAAAUUUCUCGUCUCCCCCUUCGGUAGGAGUUCGCUUUUACUCUGAAAAACGCGUUCGCCUUGAGAACUUGCCAUCAGGGUACCGUUGUGAUCAAUUAGAAUUGCGUUUUCACGGCGGGGUCCCGCGAGAAUGUUAUGUUAAUUGGACGUACUUACUAUUAUAAUUAGAUUAUUGUAAGGUAAUUUGAGUGGAAUAAAGUGAGGCCAAUACUAAAUUCCGCUGAUUGAUAUAAAACGCAAAAAAAUUUCUGUACAA
Messenger RNA from Pogonomyrmex barbatus (red harvester ant), 2327 nucleotides. RefSeq names its product cuticular protein 97Ea (gene Cpr97Ea). The record is from RefSeq and is a predicted model, not a curated record. Lineage: Eukaryota; Metazoa; Arthropoda; Insecta; Hymenoptera; Formicidae. Gene Ontology annotation, cellular component: chitin-based extracellular matrix. Gene Ontology annotation, molecular function: structural constituent of chitin-based larval cuticle.